AUGUCCUCGAAAAGCCCCAAACUGUCCAGACAACAGGUAAGUAGAUGACAUCUUGAGAGAAAUUAUCCCGAGACGACAACAUUAUCAUAAUAUUGCGUUGAGGUGGCUAACAUUGUUAACCCUCGACCAAUUCGCGCGUUUGUAAACUAAAGACGACGCAGACAACUAAGUUGUCGGACAUUUAUUAUUUUAGUACGUCGAAAAAUGCUUUUAUACUCGGUUAAGCUUCAUGCUUAUUUAUCUAGUGUCGUGGCAUUGAACGACACGUUUCAAACAUUACGUCAGAGACACACUCAAAUAUAGCGAAGAGAUUGCGAGAUUUCAUUCUUAAAUGUAGCGUUUACAUAUUUGAUUUGGCGAGCAAACAAUCGACACAUACUGUAAGUGUGUUUGACAGCUUGUCGGAAAAUGCGUAUGUUAUAACUUUUACCGUGAUUCGCUUUAUUUCUAACGGGAAAGAGUGGUCUGUCUUCCUGAAAAUAUUUUAGAACGUGUCAGUGUAACAUGAUCUUAGUAUCAUACCGAUAUUUAAUAGUUAAGCAUAUUUUAAUCGCAACUACUUUUAAUUUUAAAAGUAGACACAACUACUGUGCACAUUUCUUAAAUGUAAUCUGUUAGGAUAACCCUUUUGUUGCUGUUUUUUUUUAAAUAUACCAUCACUAAUUAAAAUUCUAGGUUCAAUACAAAAAAGUUUUAAUUUAUCUCUCUUUCGUGUAUGUCCUGUAAUAUGUUCCGUUUUCCUAUAUUGCUUCAUGGCUUUAAUACAUACGCCGAGUAGACGUGGUCUGCAGCCUGCACUUUUACACUGAGCAAAAAUAUUUCCGACCAAAUCAGGGGCACCCAACGACAAUUUUCGGAAAAUUAUCUGUUCGGAAGACGAUUUGAGGUCUAGAAUUUUCGGAUCAUUUUCUGACAAAUUUCUUGCUUGCCUGCCUCUCCUAGGAUUUUCGAACUUCAAAAAAAUCGUAUAAUUGCCCAUUUUUAACAGAUUUUUACCCUAAAAAGGUCACCUAGAAUUUUCGGGAGCCUUUUUUCUGGCUGAAAUUUUCGAAAAGGUAAUUUUUGAUCCCUAUCAUUUUCUGAUCACCAUAAUUUCAGCUAGGAAAUCCGAACAGAUGAAAAAUUUUUAGGGGAUAAAAAUAAGCCUUUAUCUACCGUUUAAAUACUAAAGUACGCUCAACAAUGCUAUGUUUAUGUAGUUUUGAACUAUACUCUCGUUGGGUGCCCCCGCCAAAUGUUCGUCACUGUAAUUAUUGGAAAUCUGUAUUCUUUGUUCUGAAACUGAUCACUUAUUAUCAGAUUAUCCAUGAAUUGCAGCUUUGUUCUUUAACUGAUGUUUCGGUGAAAGUAAAUCAUUAUCAGUAAAACGCCUGUCACGUAAUAUUUCGUGACAAUCCAUGAACUCUCGUUUUAGUUUGGCCAUCUGUGGGUGCUUGUGUUGCUGAUUCGGCGAAAAAGUUCUUUUCUGGAUAGUUCAACGAAAAUAUUUUUAAGUAGCCGAGGAAAGGAAAAAACUAUUCCUAUCGUACUAACAUCAAGAAAUUCACAAUUCUUUACCAUUAGGACCAAAAAUCUGGAAUUGCCUUCCUGUAUCUAUAACAGUCUUGUCAAGCUUUCCUUUCUUUCAGAACAAAGUGCUAGAAUUUUUCUUAAAAUAGUUACUGAAUUAGCCUUGCCUUACUCCUUCGCAGCCCUUAUUUCUUAUCAUAUUGUGAUGUUGAGGUGGCCUCCCCUAUCAGCCUGGUGGUUUCUUGACUGAGGUAUCCUCUCCUAACACUAUGCUGUAGUCUGUAAAUUCGUUUAGUAAUACAAUCAAGACUAAUGAUGAUGGUGAUGAUGAAGGAGUCGGUUGGUGGCCCCUUACUUUGUAAAGCAUCGCCGGACAAAAGUCAAAACUCCCUUAGAAAAAUUUAGCCUGAUUAUUGAACAUCGUUAUUGAAGAUGAUGUAUUUAGAAUGCAUCCGACUAGAAACGAAGCGUGUUACAGUUUAACCUUGAUACGACGAAGGGCCAAGGGACUGGCAAUAUGUUAGCUAUAACGAGGUUUUGUUAUUUCGAGGUUCUUUUACAUAGAUUUUACUAUUACAGGGGUUUAAAAAAUAGUUCGUUAUACCCAGAACUAGCGUAACUUCGUUAAAUAGAGGUUUGUUAUAUCGAGUAAUUAUGUUCCACUGUAUUACUUUCGACACCAACCCAGAUGAAGACAACACCCAAUAGGAGGCCCAUUUGACCAGAUUUUGUGCCAGUCUCAGUAGCAUAGAGUACCAAGGAGUGUUACACCCUCCCCUACAGGGAAUGAAAGUUAAUCUAAAUGUCACCCCUCGGUGGUCUAGCCUGUUUAGAGACCCCCUCCCCCUAAAAAGGGGGCGUCUGUACACAGGCUGCUAACACUGGUCCUACUCUUUGCUUUUUUGUACACCUCAGCUGUAGGAGGCAUCAACGAAAGUUUCUACUCUUUGUAUUGUCUACUUAAAGAAAGGAAAUCAAUGGCAUUCGCCACUCUCUCUCCCCCAUAAAAACCCCUAUCUACCGCCCCCCCCCCAUGCGUAAGCAUUGUUUUCACUUUCACUUUUCUUGGGACGAUAUGCCACCAAAAAUGAGGAAAUUAUUUUGCACAAUUUGGGGAGGGGGGUGGUGAACAAGAUGUAUUACGCAUUAUGGGCAAUGUGAACAAGGCGGUUUGAACCUAGACCCCCAUGAAAUGAAGCGUUACGAUAAUUACUUAUUCAGAGCCAUAAAUAGAUCGUAGGUGUAACCUAUCUGCUUCUCUCUUACUACAAGAUGUUAACUGAGUUUGCCCACUUUUAGCUCGAAGGCAGUGUAAGCAUUUUAAAAGAUGAAAUUCGAAGGCUCCAUGAAGAGCUUCACCAAGUGAAAACAGAGUUGCAGCUCGAGCGAACGAGGGCGUUGGAUGUGACGUACGCUUUGCAAGAAAAGGAGCGGGAACUAGAGCAAUAUCAGUGUGAUUAUGACCAAGAGAUGAAGGAAGUUAUAUCGAAACUCACCCUUUUGGAGGCGGAUUUUCUUAAAGAGAAAAAGGAGAUCACAAGACUUAUGACAGCUAAGGACGCGACCAUCGAGUCGUUAAACAACGAGGUAUCCACGAAAAACAACCUUAUCAAAUCACUUCGCAGGAAAGUGGGAUCUUUGCAAUCGCAACCUGACAAAGACGACAAAUUGAUUAAGCUUGAAAAGAAAAUGGAAGCUCAAAAGCAAGAAAUCGACAAUCUUCGAAAUGCAAACGCACGCCUACUCGAAUCUUUGUCCCACGUCAGACUAAGUUAUCCAAACGCUCAUCACAAAGGAAGAUUUAGACGAGGCUCUUCGCCGGUUGCAUCGAAAGGUCAUGGAAAAAGCCCAGAGGUUUCAGAGUGGAAAGAAGAACUUUCCGCGUUCUUCUGAUCACUCUUAUUAAGCAUAUAAUUCCAACGUUCCGACAGGUCGUUACGUGUCUCAACUGUAAAGACCCAAAGGAGACUUAAAUAUCACAAUUAUAUUAGAAUAAUAAUAUAUGAAAGAAGAACUUACACAACUUCUAGCAAGCCCAUCAUUUUGAGAUAGCUAAACUUGUGAGAGUUCAGACGAAAGAUUUGGGUGGGUCUUCCAGUUUCCGUCGCGAUUCUUAAGUAGAGGGCUUCCUUGCAGGAUUAACAUUAAAAACUUAGUCAGUUGCUUUGGUUUCGAAAGUUUAAAAAGUGUUUAAAAAUAGGGAGCUUACUGAGUACGAAAGCAACCGCGCGGGGCCAAAUGACGUUACUUAAAAGUGAAUUUGCCCUUUUUUCAAUGCUAGUCUUUACACUAGAGCCUAAAUAAGCUAAGAAAUAUUUCAAGACAAGUAAAUUUUAAUUACUUCAAGUAAAAUAAAGCUUCACACACAACAGAUUCUUUUUUACUUCAGGUUAUUUUCCCACGCAACAAAAUUAAGAUUGAUUGACAUGUCUCGCCUUUCUCAAAGCUCAAGAAACCGCAAAACCGCAGGUCAGCUAAG
Porites lobata is the source of this 3988-nucleotide messenger RNA. The record is from the annotation of a GenBank genome assembly. Lineage: Eukaryota; Metazoa; Cnidaria; Anthozoa; Scleractinia; Poritidae.